CGCUAAUAACGACAUAUCUCUUUCUCUCUCUCUAAAAGCUUUCCAAGCUCUGAACUUUCUCUCUCCUCGAUCUCCGGCCAUGGAGAUGCCGUCGAUCUCCUCCGCCCCUCGCACCGUCGAAGACAUAUUCAAGGACUACAGCGGCCGCCGCAACGGCAUCGUCCGAGCCCUAACUAACGAGGUGGAGGAAUUCUAUGCUCUCUGCGAUCCAGAUAAGGAGAAUCUUUGCUUGUACGGACACCCGAACAACACGUGGGAGGUGACGCUGCCGGCGGAGGAGCUGCCGGAGCCGGCGCUGGGGAUCAAUUUUGCGAGGGAUGGGAUGAACCGGAGGGAUUGGCUCUCGCUGGUCGCCGUCCACAGCGACUCGUGGCUCUUGUCCGUGGCGUUCUACUUGGGGGCCAGGUUCAAUGGCAAUGAGAGGAAACGUUUAUUCAGCAUGAUUAAUGAUUUGCCAACUGUUUAUGAAGUGGUAUCUGAUAGAAAGCAGGGAAGAGAAAAGUCGGGCAUGGAUAGCGGAAGUAAAUCAAAACCGUCCACAAAGAGGUCAAGUGACGGUCAAAUAAAGAACAACUCAAAACCGGUUGAUGAGGCUUAUCCUGAGGACGAAGAUGAACACAGCGAAACUCUCUGUGGGAGUUGUGGCGGCAACUAUAAUGCAAACGAGUUCUGGAUCGGGUGUGAUAUAUGCGAGAGGUGGUUUCAUGGGAAAUGUGUGAAGAUAACCCCGGCCAGAGCUGAGAGCAUUAAGCACUACAAAUGCCCUCUCUGUAGCUCAAAGAAAAGCAGGCAGUAAACCGUAUCUUAACUUAACAGGCUGUUUUAUUCUUGCGUUUUAUUUUUAUUUUUAACAGUUCCUUAGUGUUAGGUUGUCGAAGUUUUCCCUUCUCAUAGUUUUCCAUGUUGAUAUAUAAGAUGUUUUUUAGUGUAAGAACUCGAUGUUUAUUGUAUAUCUGCAACUUGCGCCCUUCAUGGUUUUCGCCUUCGAACCUUAUUUUGUCA
Messenger RNA from Asparagus officinalis (garden asparagus), 1002 nucleotides. Its product is annotated as PHD finger protein ALFIN-LIKE 2-like. Gene Ontology annotation, molecular function: transcription coregulator activity; transcription cis-regulatory region binding; histone binding. Gene Ontology annotation, biological process: regulation of DNA-templated transcription. Gene Ontology annotation, cellular component: nucleus. NCBI's taxonomy places the organism in Eukaryota, Viridiplantae, Streptophyta, Magnoliopsida, Asparagales, Asparagaceae. The record is from RefSeq and is a predicted model, not a curated record.